AUGGGAGGAUCAAUAUAAAAAAUAUAUUCAUGUUUGUUCCCUUACAAGUAGAUUAGAGUAAUAAUGAUCGGAUUAGACGCGGUUGGAAAAACAUCUAUACUCUACAGGUUGGCAUUAUAUGAGGAGAUAAAAUCCACUAUCCCAACUAUCGGGUUUAAUUCUGAAACAAUCUACUACAAAAAUAUUCAAUUUACAUGCAUAGAAAUAGGAGGGGGAGAUAAAAUAAGGUUAUUGUGGAAUUAAUAUAUGGAUGUAAAGGACACAGGAAUCAUUUUUAUCAUAGAUUUAUCUGAUCCAGAACGAUUGCCACUAGCAAAAUAGGAGUUAAAAAGAUUUCUUAAUGAAAAGGAAACAAAAGGCUCUCCCUUAUUAGUUCUAGCUAAUAAGCAAGAUAUUGCUAAAUUUAGUAUUGAGGAAUUAAGCAAGUUUUUAGAACUUCCACAUCAUUAAAGAAAAUGUUAUAUACAACCCUGCUCUGCAAAGACUGGCGAUGGAUUAUAUGAAGGUUUAAGCUGGUUAGCUACAAUAUAUAGUUCCAAAUGA
This is a messenger RNA of Paramecium tetraurelia, 543 nucleotides long. RefSeq lists its product as uncharacterized. Gene Ontology annotation, molecular function: GTPase activity; GTP binding. Gene Ontology annotation, biological process: vesicle-mediated transport; intracellular protein transport. NCBI's taxonomy places the organism in Eukaryota, Ciliophora, Oligohymenophorea, Peniculida, Parameciidae. Gene Ontology annotation, cellular component: cytoplasm. The transcript has a single exon. The record is from RefSeq and is a predicted model, not a curated record.